Molecule: messenger RNA, 1305 nt
Organism: Gloeophyllum trabeum ATCC 11539
Lineage: Eukaryota; Fungi; Basidiomycota; Agaricomycetes; Gloeophyllales; Gloeophyllaceae
Exons: 4
Coding region: 1-1305 (434 amino acids)
Source: RefSeq, a predicted model, not a curated record
AUGGCAGAAUCGUCUGGCUCGCCGUUUGCAUACAAUACUGCUAAUGCGCACCAGUUCAAGUCUUUCAAGACCGGCGCAUAUGGCCCGACAUUUUCUGUCGGCAAACCCGUGUCCCCCAGCGCCCUGCCGUUGACCUCGUCGACUUCAUCAAGCUCUGCAUCGAGUACUACAUGGCCUCAGCAAGUUAACCACGCGGAGCAUACGCCUGCCGCGGUAGCAAAUAAUGAUUCCAACUCUUCAAGACUGCGACCCCAUCUCACUGAGGAGGAAAACAAGAUCGUGCAGGAGACAUCGGCAAAAAUUACCUCGUCUCUUGCUGGAGAUCACCUUGUUACUUUGUUUCCUGAUGUCGACAAUCCAUUCGUGGACGGUGAUGAUGUGGUCAAGAGGUUGCUACCAUAUCACGUGUAUCAGCAGCCGCAGGAGGAUUUGCAGUACGUGAUGAAGGCCGCCAGGUGGAGCAAGGGCAAAAGCAAAGCUACGGAAGUGAGUGCACUAAGAGAGGAGAUUGCAGAGACCAGAUUCGCUAUCCAGUGUUUCAAGCGACAAAAAGCCUUGGAGGAACGCUUCAGACGAGCCAGGAUAAAAGCUGGCAAGCGUAAAGCUCCGGAUGAUCAAGCAUACAUCCUUGCUCAGGCCAUGCUGGAAAGCGAACGGAAUGAGAACAUACAACUGAACGCAGAACUCCGGAGCGCACGCUCAGAGCUAGAGAAAAUCGAGCGCGAAAAGCGACUGCAGUCCGCACCUCCUCGCCCAUCCUACUAUCCUCAGCCCGCUGGUUCAUCCUACGUCCAUCAUUAUCGACCAUAUCCCUAUUCUUAUACGCCGACUUAUACACCUACGCAAUCCUACACGCAGCAAUACGGGGCACCCCCGCCAGGUACCCCGGUCUACAGUCCAGCUCCUACCCCAGCACCCCUGCCAGCGCCAACGCCAGCCCCGACUCAGUCUACAGAUUCAUCAAGCCAGAACCCCGUACCAUCAGGACCCGUCCCUGUGCAGCUGCCUGUCUCUUCGCUUCCAGAACUGCAAAGGAUCGGCAUUAUUCCCGUCCCUGUGUCAUCCGUGAAGCCCGCCGAAUCUCCGCCAGCAGCUAUACUAAAGCACUUCAGUGGCGGAAUGGUGUAUCUGGACGUGAACGUAGGGCUCCUACAACCGGCCCAAAUGAGCGGGCUGGCGAUCCUACUGAACACGUUGAUGGCCAGGGGGACCACCGCACAGUCUACAUCAUCUGGGGGAAGUUCGGUGGCAAGUCCUCCUGUAGUGGCUCCUUUAACUGAUGCAGGCGGUCCGUCCGGGCAAUAG